Leopardus geoffroyi (Geoffroy's cat) is the source of this 2937-nucleotide messenger RNA. RefSeq names its product beaded filament structural protein 1 (gene BFSP1). Bases 518 to 2767 code for a protein of 749 amino acids. NCBI's taxonomy places the organism in Eukaryota, Metazoa, Chordata, Mammalia, Carnivora, Felidae. The transcript has 12 exons. Gene Ontology annotation, cellular component: cytoplasm; intermediate filament. Gene Ontology annotation, molecular function: structural constituent of eye lens. Gene Ontology annotation, biological process: lens fiber cell development. The record is from RefSeq and is a predicted model, not a curated record.
AAGGAUCAAACGGGGCAGGGGGCCCUAUCCCCAGCUCUGCCGGCGAGGGGGUGGGGAGGGGGAAGGGUCACGUGGCGCCCCGCCCACUGCGCUGCUGUUGCCCUAACAUGGAAGUAUCCACCUGGCCAGGUGAUGCUAAUGCGGCUGGUUGGGCACCACGCUUUGAGAAGAACGAUCCCACCUGUAUCACACUGCAGCUGGAACCCUUUGUUUCUCUGCCUGGGACUCAGCAGCCCCUCCACCUGUAAAGUCUUCAAAGAGGAACUCCUGCUGGAUGGCUGAGUCAGCUAAGCUCUGGGUUUCAGGGCAGAUCAUGAUGAUCUCACGUACCCAGCAAUCAUAAUGUUGCCUAACUUGGAUCAUCUGCACUCAUCCAAGUGAAGUCCGAGUCACUGCAAGAAGCUUCCAUUUUCUUCCAACCACGUCAAGAAGUUUUCUCCUGGCUCUUCUAACAUGUGACUUUCAACUCAAGACCACUCCCGCUCAGUUUCACUCAGCUUAGCCAGGCUGCGCAGGAAUGGGAGCUGCAUGGCCCGCUAAUCCGGCGCACAAAAGCAGGCCUGCUGCUCCUUUAUUCUUCCGGGGGCUGGGCGCCGUGUUGAGCUCGACAGCUGAUCGGCUCUGGAACGUCCCAGCAGCGUGCCUGGGCCCCCCCGAUGUUUAUUUAGCUGCCCGCCGCCCAGGCGCACGGCCUCCCCGAGCCGGUUCGCGCGCGCUCGCCCGCACCGGAGCCAUGUACCGGCGCAGCUACGUCUUCCAGACCCGCAAGGAGCAGUACGAGCGCGCCGAGGAGGCGCCGCGCGCCGCCGAGCCCGAUAGCCUGGCGGAGGGCCGGACGGCGGCGCCCAGCCUGGCCGCGCUGCAGGGGCUCGGCGAGCGCGUGGCUGCUCACGUCCAGCGGGCCCGCGCGCUCGAGCAGCGCCACGCCGUCCUCCGGCGGCAGCUGGACGCCUUCCAGCGCCUGGGCGAGCUGGCCGGCCCCGAGGACGCCCUCGCCCGCCACGUCGAGGGCAACCUCCAGCGCGCCCGGGACCUGGCGGCCGAGCGCACGCGGCUGGAGCGCCAGGGUGCGGAGGCGCAGCGCGUGCUCGACGAGUUCCGCUGCAAGUAUGAAAACGAGUGUGAAUGUCAGCUGCUCCUAAAAGAAAUGCUGGAACGGCUUAACAAGGAAGCUGAUGAAGCCUUACUGCAUAACCUGCGCCUUCAGAUCGAAGCCCAGUUUCUGCAGGACGAUAUCAGUGCAGCAAAGGACAGGUACAAAAAGAAUCUUCUGGAAAUUCAGACCUAUGUCACCAUCCUGCAGCAGAUUGUCCAGACCACCCCUCAAGCAUCUGCCAUUACAAGUGGGAUGAGGGAGGAGAAGCUCCUGACGGAACGAGAAGCCGCUGUCCUGCAGAGCCAGCUGGAGGAGGGCCGGGAGGUAGUGUCCCUCCUGCAGGCACAGAGAGCCGAGCUGCAGGCCCAGACGGCAGCCCUGGAACAGGCUAUUAAAGAUGCCCACGAGUGUUACGAUGACGAGAUUCAGCUCUAUAACGAGCAGAUCGAAAGCCUGCGGAAGGAGAUUGAGGAGACUGAGAGGAGCCUGGAGAGGUCUUCCUAUGACUGCCGGCAGCUGGUGGUCGCCCAGCAGACCCUGAAGAACGAGCUGGAGCGGUACCACCGGAUCAUUGAGAACGAAGGCAACAGGCUGAGCUCUGCCUUCAUUGAAACUCCUGUCACCCUGUUCACCCCAAGCCAUGGAACCUUUCUCAGCUCUCGGCUUGGUGGGAAAGAUCUCACUAGGGCUGUGCAGGAUAUAACAGCAGCAAAACCAAGACAGAAAGGUCUCCCCAAGAACAUUCCAAGGAAAAAGGAGAUUAUAGCUAAAGACAAAGCUGAUGAGAGUCUGGAAGACAUACCACUGAAAGGUCCAGAAGACACAAAGCUGGUGCAGGUGGUACCCAAAGAGGAAGGUGAGUCUAAGCUUGAAUUAGGAGCCGAAGAAGCAAGUUUCCCAACCCCAGAAGGGGCUCCAGAAGACGUGCCAGAUGGAGGGCAGAUAAGCAAAGCCUUUGGGAAACUGUUCAAGAAGGUCAAAGACAAGGUGAAAAGCCCCAAAGAACCCGAACCUCCGGCUGACCUCUACACCAAAGGGCGGUACGUGCUGGUUUCUGGGGAUGCCAGUUAUGUGGACCCUGGGUUCUGUUCCUUCUCCAUCCCAGCCAAAGGCGGAGUGGUUAUUUCCAUUGAGGAUGACUCUGUACAUCGCGACAGCACUGUGGAGCCCUCUCCUGAGCCGCCCGGGCCCCCUGUGGAGAAUGGACAGGGGGACCUUCAGGAGAAGGAAGGCGGAAAGGCACCUAACCAGCAUACUGCCGACAAGAAGAAUGAGAUUAGUGCCGAAGAACCGAAAGGGCCUGGGGAGAAACAUGAUGACCAGAAGGAAGAGAAGGAAGAGGAGGAGGAGGAGGAGGAGGAGGAGGAGGAGGAGGAGUCCAAGGGGCCCUGUCCUGUGAUCACACCUGGUCCAGAGGGACCAUCUACACCCCAGUCGCAAAGGCCUGGGGUCGGUCAGGGUGGAUCUGGGGGGCAUACGGCUAGGAGCAGUGAUGCACAGGAGAGAAGUCCGCCCAGGACUUUGGCAUAUGAGAAGGUGGAAGUGAUGGAAUCCAUUGAGAAGUUUUCCACGGAGAGCAUCCAGACGUAUGAAGAAACGGCUGUCAUCGUGGAGACCAUGAUUGAGAAGACAAAGGCAAACAAGAAGAAAUCGGGAGAGAAGAGCUCUUAAAAUGCCCGGGGUCAGUGGGAAACAACGUCUUUGGGGCCACUGUAGGGGAAGUGCCUUGAUAUUUUAGAACAGAUGACAAAAGAGUGAAGGUUCCUUGUUUGGAUUAGACCAUAGUUGGCCCUUCUGACGUUGCCAAUGAAGCCUUAAUUAAAAAGUUUUCUUUGCUUGCA